AUGGGCAAUGUGAAUACUCUGAGAAAUUAGAAAUCAGCUGUUCAUUAAAAGAAAGAAUAUGUGCUAAAUGAUAUUCAAUUAAAAAUUCAAUAGAACCUAAAUAAAUAGAAAAAGAGCGUAAAUUCUUAGUUAAAAACAUCUUAAACGAGGAUAGAAUGUAGUAAAAAUAAGAAAAAUAAUUUAGGUCCUUUAAAUACGAAUAGAAUUUAAUGUUAAUCUGGACGAAGUUUAUUGGAAGAUUAACCCAUACUUUUUUAUAGAUGAAAUAAAAUGUUUUCAAUAUAUUAAUUAUUUUACUUAUGCAAAUUCAUCCAAUUCAAGCUAUAAAUACUACUACAAAAGAGGAUUCUUAAAUUCACAUAAAUGGAAGUGAAGAGAAAUUAUUAAAGACUAAAUAAACAAUACUAGAUCGUUCACCAGUAAAUUAGGAAGCAUUGAAUACUUAUCUAAAAAGUACUCAUCCUACUGAUCCUGAUGAUAAAUUCUAUGAUUGUUCAAACUGUUAUGAUGUGGAUGUAGGUUUCAAUUGUUGCUGUAGUACAGAAUUUUAAUCUGACAUAAAUUAAUAUGGAGCUGGUAUUACUAUAUAUUUUAGAUUUCUCAAAUAAGUAUUACAUCAUAGAUAAUAAUGUAGAUCAUUUUAUACUUUUUACUAUUUGCUAUAAUGAGCAUACCUUAAUUGAUCUUUUCCUUAUCUUGUGUUUAAGAUACCUUAACCCUCAAUUCAAUGCUAAUGGGAACAACACUAGGAUCAUUGAGUCUGUAAGGAGAUUCUUGUAUCAAAAAGUCUUGGGAUGAUGUUAUUUAAAAUGUAUAAAUCAAUAAUUCAUAUAUAGAAUGAUUUGACUCUUGAUUAAGCUACUAUCUUGUAGAAGACUACAUUUUAAUGUAAAUCUGGAACAAUAUCAGCUUAAAAUUUUGUGUUAGGAUUUAUAUAAGAAGAUAGGAAUUCUAUCCCUUGUACUUAAUAUGAUCCAUCUUAAGCUAUUACUAAUUGCACUAAUUUAAAUGCAUUUGCAGAGAUAUAAAAUUAAUGUAUAGGAUACUAAUCUUGUGAAUUUAUUAUUAAAGAAUCUUUGUUUGACAAUUGUCCUAAUAUGCAUAAAGAUCAUAUAGUUUAUGCUUAUUCUUUUUGCUAAGAUUCUGAAUUCUCGAUAGGAUCAAUAAGUAUUAAGAAUAAUACAGUUUCUAUAAUUUGUGCAUAUAUUGAUUUGGCUAUUAUAUUGAUAUCUACUAUCUUUCUCUUUACGUAAAUAUUUAUAAUUUAAUUUCAAGCUUGGAAAGAUAAGAAUAAGAAACUAUGAAAAAUGUGAAUGAGAGUGAAGUUUUUGUUGAAAACUUUUCUUUGGAAUUUCAAAAUCUACCUGAAUGCUCUGAUCCCAGAGAGUUGUUUUAAAAAUUAAUAGAAAUCGAGUUAUAAUUAGCUAAGAAAUUUCCUCAAAUUUCAAGCUUUCAUAUCGUUGAUAUUUAAUUCUCGAAAGGAAAUAAAUCAGUAUUAAUAGGAGAAGAGAGAGCAUAGACAAUAAAAAAAAGAAAUAAUCUUGUUAGAAGAUUUGAAAAUAAAUUUAAAGUUUCUGUAGUUACAUCAAUGGAUUUAAAAUAAAACUUAGCAACUGCUGUAUUGACAUAAACAUUGAGUUAAUUGUAAUAAAAAGAUAAUGCAUAAGAGUUAAUAGGUGAAAUUGAAAAAUUAGAAAAUCAAAUUUCUGAUUAUGACAAUUAAAUCUAAGAGCCAGAAGAACUUAAUGAGAUUAUCAAAUAUGCUUGGAUCACAUUUGAAACUAUUGAAUAAAGAAAUAUGGCAUUCUUUGUUUAUUAAUAAGACUAUUUACGAGAUUUAUUUUCAUGUUGUGGAUGCAAUGAAAUUUUGAAAAUAGACAAUGCCAUAAUCAAAGCAUAACCAGCCCCUCCUCCUGAUGAUAUUAAUUGGAUGAACUUACAGUAUAGUACAAUAGAAUUGAUAGCUCGCAGAACUCUAAGUUUUAUGCUUACUUUUGUACUGAUGAUUUUUACUAUUGCAGCCAUUAUUUUUUUGAAGUACUAUAUCUUAUUAAUUCAGAUUAAAACAAUUAGAUUAUUAAUCUAAUUAUCCUGAACCAAAUUGUACAAUGUACUCUAAAAUAACUGAGAACGAUGUUAUUGAUGAUUAAUAGAAAAAGAAUUUCAAAUAAGGAUUACUUGAAUGUUAUUGCAAAGAAGACUUCCUUAAUAGAAUCAAUAUGACAUUUAGCAAUGGUGAACAAUUAUGUUAACAAUGGUUUAAUGAUUAUGUUAAAAUUGUUGGAUGGCCAUUCUUAAUUGUAAUUGUCAUUAUAUUCAUAAAUCAAGUCAUUUAAUUAAUAUUUACAAGUAUAUUUUCAAUUCAUAAUUAUUAUUAGAAUUUGCUGAAUUUGAAGCUCAUCGCUCUAAAUCAAAAUAAUUAUCCUCUCGACUUUUGAAGGUAUUUAUUGUGUAAUACAUAAAUACAGCUUUAGUAAUUUUGAUUAUCAAUAUCAAAUUUACAAGCGAAUUAAAUUUAUCAUCAUUUUCAGUAUGGUUAAAUGGUAAAUUUGAUGAUAUCAAUGUUUAAUGGUUUAAUCAAGUAGGAACAACUAUAGUAAUUAAUAAAUGUUAUUUUUAGUUAUUGACUAUGGUUAUAUAUAUUAUAGGCCCAUUAAUAAAUAUUAUGAUAAGCAGUUUGAUUAGGUGCUUUAAAAAAUGUUUUGAUUAAUGUGGAUUGGAUGAAGGUCAAUUUACAAAAAAAUUAACUCAAUAGGAUUUGAAUGAAUAUUAUACAGGUUCCGAUUUCAACGUAGAAUUAAAAUACUCCUAAAUUCUAACUGUUAUUUGUGUUAAUUUCUUAUAUAGUUCAGGAAUGCCUCUAUUGUAUUUAACAACAGCGCUUUUUCUCUUCAUUACCUUUUGUUCAGAUAAAUAUUAUUUAUUACAUUUUUGUAAGAUUCCACCAAAAGUGGAUGAUAGUAUUGCAAAAUUGGUUAGAUAGAUAUUAAAGUUACUUUUAAUUUGGCAUACAAUAUUUUCAAUUUGGAUUUAUGGAUCAACUAAAUUGUUUCCUGAAACAGUAGAUUUUACUAAAUCAAUAUAAUCUUCUUCAAUAGUUCAAAAUGCUUAAAAUGAUGUAUUUGGAGAAUUCUUUACAAGAGCCAUAACAAGUUAAUGCAUUGGUUUAACUUGUAUGUUGAUUUUACUUAUCUUAUAUUAUAUUCUUUGGCCAUACUUAAUAAGCCCAAUUUUGAAAACAAUCUUUUUCUUUUGUUACAGUGAAUCAACAUUAUUUGAUAAAGUGGAAAACACUUUUAUAUCAAUGCAAUAAUCUCUUUAUGAAUGUAAAUGAAAUUAAUUUAUUUUUAGUGUAUUCGUAAAAUUAAGGAAAUCAAUUAAAGGAACUCUUAAGAAUUUAAAGGUAAGAUGCUUAGUAAAAAGGACAAUAAUAAUUUGCAUUAUUAAUGGGAGAACGAUUAGCAAGAUUGCAAGCACUUAAGUUUUUUAAGGGAUUAAUAAAUGGACUUCAUUCAUAUGACAUUGUAUUGAAUCCUAAGUAUUCUUAAUAUCACAACCUUUGA
Paramecium sonneborni is the source of this 3563-nucleotide messenger RNA. The record is from the annotation of a GenBank genome assembly. Lineage: Eukaryota; Ciliophora; Oligohymenophorea; Peniculida; Parameciidae.